Xenopus laevis (African clawed frog) is the source of this 2611-nucleotide messenger RNA. RefSeq names its product tumor protein D52-like 2 L homeolog (gene tpd52l2.L). Lineage: Eukaryota; Metazoa; Chordata; Amphibia; Anura; Pipidae. Bases 137 to 838 code for a protein of 233 amino acids. Gene Ontology annotation, cellular component: cytoplasm. The record is from RefSeq and is a predicted model, not a curated record. The transcript has 9 exons.
CGCCGACAAACUCGUACAGGACACGGCAGAUCAUUUCCGGCAAGACGUAACUUUUGCGCAUUUCCACAGCUAUGGUGUUGAUUUCCGGAAACAAGUCACGCCCAGCCGCUGUCGACAACUUCCGAUAAACGGAGACAUGGAGCCCGGUGAUCAGGACAUCAACCUUAACUCUCCCAACAAAGGUUUGCUGACAGACUAUGUGGUAGACGUCCCCAUGGCACCUACUGGGGGGCAUAUCCCUGCCGAUGCCGCUGGGAUGGCAGUGUUGCCAGAGGGCCUGACAGAAGCGGAGGCUGAGGAACUGCGCAGUGAGUUGCUGAAGGUGGAGGAGGAAAUCAACACCCUGCGCCAGGUUCUGGCUGCCAAGGAGAGACAUUCCAAUGAGCUGAAGAGGAAACUGGGCCAGACCCCCCUAAACCAGCUGAAGAUGAACUUGUCCAAGAGCCUUCAGGAGGUGCAGAUGUCCAAUGCUUAUGUAAAAACAUCAGAGAAACUUGGCGAGUGGAACGAGAAAGUGACCCAUUCUGAUGUCUACAAGAAAACCCACGAAACCCUGUCACAGGCAGGGCAGAAAACUUCCACAGCUCUGUCUACCGUGGGCACAGCUAUCACCCGGCGACUCGGAGACAUGAGGGCUUUCCCUUUCUCUCAGUCAUUUAGCAGCUACUCUAUCCGCCACUCCAUAAGCAUGCCCGCCAUGAGGAACUCCCCCACCUUCAAAUCAUUUGAGGAGCGUGUGGGAAGCCUAAAGAGUCGAGUGUCUCUCGGAGGAGAAGAAGGCGACGGCAGGAACUUGCACUCUCCGGAUAACAAGUCACAGGACUCCGCUCCCUUCUAGACCUUGUUCCCCCGACUGUGACCCAGAAGAACAUGAUUGUUUCCCAGACACUCCCCUUCCUGUUCUGCUGGCUCUCGGCCUGGGAAUCCCUCAGUUUAAAUGGAAACUGCACCUUUAAGAAGAAAUAGCCCUAGGACAUUAUUUGCAUUUCUGCUGCCUUGUAGAGUAGCAAGUCACAUGGGUGGGGUUUGGGAUAUGUGCUGCUGCUGCCUGAAGGGGUGACAUGGGUGGGGUAGCAAGAUGCACGUUAGUAAAUAUGAAACUAAAGCAGCCAAUAACCUCCUCCUAAUAGGUUUGGUUAGGGUGGGAACUACUCAAGUCCCAAGUUGAGCAGGUGGGACAUGAGGGUUAUCGGGAGUAUGUUAUGGUUACCUAACGUAGUGGGAGGUGCUUGGCAACUAAGUGGGUUGGACAUGGAGCUCCCUUGUAGGAUCUGCUUGAUAGCACACUGGGUGUGGCUAGAGAGACACCAGAUGAGUUAUUUUGGGAGAUGCUUGUUGGACUAUAUUGGUGGGUCUAGGGAGUAACCAUUGAGUUUGUGGGAGGUGCUUGAUUAGACUGGUGUGGGUGGGGCCAUAGAAAAAUUAGAGAAGGUGGUUUUAUUGGGGGUUCGAAUACAUAAUGUUUCUUAUUUUCAUAUUUAUGGGGACUGUCAUAUUGCUUGCCUCUGUACAGCACCACCCACUGCUAAGCUUUCAUGUAAGUAGCGUGAUGCCAGGCAAGCAAUAUGCAACUCGUGAUGUACACUUCUACUCAAACUUUAUCCUAAAUACAGGAACUGGCAGCUUCUUUGGUUUCAUUUCCCUUUAAACAGCAGAUUCAGUUGCUCCGUGGCACCCCAAAUUGAAGUGGGAUCUACCACCGGAUGGGGAUUCAGGCUGCAAAUCAUAUCCUAAUUUAACCCUUUUCCUUCCUACAGGAUUGUGCCUAGGGCAGUGAGAUUGUCCCUGGGUGUAACCCUUUCUCAUACCAAUAAUCUUUGAAUAGAAAACACUAUCAAGCAACUGGCUGGGGCAUCCCAUUUUGUUUGGACGCUCCUAUUGAUUAGAUUUAACCCCCUGCUCACCAAGCAGGGGCCAAGUAUAUUAUAUUGCAACUUAAAUGUCUUUUCUCUCUCUCUGAUACUUGAACUGCACUGCUUACUAAGCGGGGCCACAGUGGCCCCCAUGCAAAUGCUGUAAAGACUAUAGAUAUAUAUAUCAGUGGCUCCCAUGCAAAUGCUGUAAAGACUAUAGAGAUAUAUAUACACAAACGCACAGUACUAUAUUCAUUCAUGUAGUAUCAGUUGUACUGUGUAUCGCUUUAUACUGCUGCCAUUCAGUCAGUGACAGAGAGAGGCUGCUAAUGGGACAGCUAGGAUUUUAAGGGAGGCGCAAAGCUGAUUUUUGAUUUGCAUGCUGAGAGGCUUUACUUUAGGAUUAUGAGCAGGAAUGUCUCACCUCUGGCUUUUAUUGCUGGGAACUGUAGUUCAUUGUGACCGGUAUAGGGGCCACAGGUGAGCGCUUCCUGUAAGUGUGUGGCCCCACUCUCGUUUUCUCUGUACUGUGCAUUGUUCUUCUAUCACUGUGUAACAUAUAACCAAAGGCAUCACAUUUCGCUGGCACCUGCACUCUCCUUACUGGGGGCAAUAGUGGGCCCCCAUUAGUUUCAGGCAUGCAGGUUUUAUCAAGAGAAUGUGUUUGUACCACAAAUCCCUCGACUGGAGGGGCCACAGCUCUGUAAGUGGCUCCUUCCUCUUAUAAGGGGCUCUAUCAAUAAAGCAUUUAAUAGGAA